AAAGUCGACGAGAAAGAGGGAGAGAAACGAGAGAAAUCGAUUUACUCAACAUCUAGGACUCUUCGGCCCUUUCACAAUUGUGAGCUAGGAUUUGGCGAUCGCGAUAUUGUGCAGUCGCCAUCGCAAUCGAGUUCGCAAGUCGAUUUCAUUCAAUGUGUGUAAAUGAGCGAUGCCAACACAGAUCAUGCGCAUGAUUACGUUUCAAUUUAAAAUAUAGAUUUAUUCAAGACCAACUUUUGUGAAGUAUCGAUAGCAGUGAUAGAAAUCUGAUAAUAAUUAAGUGGUUCAAAUUUAUUUUACUAUCUAAUAAUUAUAUAAUAUUUAUAUAAUAAUUGUAAUAAAUUAUUCAAAUUUAAUUUUUAAUUUAAAAUUGCAUAUCUUUGAUAAUCUCUAAGGAUUUUUAAAAACGUGUUGCGCAAGAUGUGUGUUAUCUUUAAGCAGUUCUCUGCUAUCUGAGUAAGUCUAGGUUUCUAUAAUAGAUAAUUUUUGCAAAUUUCUUUUUUUUGUAGAAUAAUUUUUAUAAUAUUUCUGUUAAAUAUUAUUUACUAACUACCAGUAUCUUUAAAGCAAAAGAGAAAAUCUUCGUGAUGCAUGAGAAAUUUGGCACUUUUCUUUUUAUACGUUUUUAUGUAAAUCAAUAAAUAUACAGUACACAGCUUGUGAUGCCGUAUACAUUUUAAGGUUUCUGCAGAAUGAAGGAAAGUUCUCUGAUAUAAAAAUACAAUAUUUCAAUUUUAUAGAUAUAUUAAACUUUUACGAUUUUUUUCACGAUAGUUCAAUCUUCUUCACGAAAAAGAAAGAGAUAUGGUGUCGGUUAUAUACACAGCACGCUAUUAUUAGAUAUGCCAUAAAGUAAACAAUCUUUUGCGCAAUCUCUAUAAAGCUAAAUAUGAUGUGUGAACAAUUUAAAAACUGUAGCUUAGCAUUUUCUAAAUGUUACUUAUUCUUCUCUAGACACAUCUUCUAAUUCUAUCAUUAUUUUUAUUAUAUAAUUAUUUGUAUUCUAUAUCACCUAAAAACUGUUCCAAAAUUUAACAAUAAAAAAAAUACAUUUGAGCUAAAUUUCAUAUCAAGUAAGAAAGAAUAAACAAAAUAGCCAAAUAAUAUUUAUUGUAUUAAAUAUAAGUUUUUCUGAAACUAACUUCGAACUUUUCACACUCGAGAGUCGCGGCGAUAAGAUAGCUUCCGAAAAGAUACAGUCUGAUCGUCUGACAAAAAUAUUUUCACACGACGAUAUCAUAAGACGCGUGUAGUCUUUCACGAAAGUAUUUGACGGCGAUAUCUCCAGACAAGAUGCACGGAAUCGCGCACUUUGCAGAUGUCAUUUCAUGGCGGCGUUGCGGAAACUAUUUUAUUUAAAGGCUGGCGUGUAGAUGACACGCCGGGUAUGAUCGGUUCCGUCAUCGGUGUCGUUCUUCUAACCGUGUUGUACGAAGGACUAAAAUCUUAUCGUGAGUAUCUCUUCGCGCGCACGACGUUUCUCAGGAAGAACCAACAGAAGAAAUCGAGAAGUGCAUUGUUGUUUUCCGGAGUGCAUGUCUUCCAAAUGCUUCUCCAUGUGAUCCAAGUGGUGCUCAGCUAUUUUCUCAUGUUUAUUUUUAUGACGUACAACUAUUGGCUCUGCAUCGCUAUUGGAAUUGGCACAGCUUUCGGAUAUUGGUUAUUUUGCUGGGAAAAAUCCAAUAAUGAUAAUACAGACUGUUGUCUGUAAAUACAUUUUUAAAAUAUUGUUUUUAAAAUGUUGACAAUUUUUCGUAUAUAAAAUGCGUUAAUUAAUUAUUUAUUCCAUUAAAAUAAUCGAUUAAUAUUAUGUAUUUAACAUUUGUGCAUAUGUAUAUUUGUAUAAAUCGUAGUUUUGAUAAUUAAUCAAUACAAUAAUAUAUUAUUCAAUCAAGAGGCAUGAUAGCAUCUCGCGUCAAAUGUACGUAAGCAUGAUAACAAAUUUUGUAUUAGACAAUAAUUCUUUUUAAUAAUACAAUUUUUUUCUCACA
Molecule: messenger RNA, 1991 nt
Organism: Solenopsis invicta (red fire ant)
Lineage: Eukaryota; Metazoa; Arthropoda; Insecta; Hymenoptera; Formicidae
Gene: Ctr1B
Product: high affinity copper uptake protein 1
Exons: 4
Coding region: 1319-1711 (130 amino acids)
Biological process (GO): copper ion transmembrane transport
Cellular component (GO): membrane
Molecular function (GO): copper ion transmembrane transporter activity
Source: RefSeq, a predicted model, not a curated record